CAAUCCAAUCCAAUCCAUGAAAAUUUGUAAUCUUUCACUAACCCACUGAAGAAGAAGAAUACGAAGGCAAAAACCCUAAUCGAUGAUUAAUCUGAGGCCGCCAGAAAGUCUGGCAUCAGCAGCGGCAGGUGCGGCGUCGCCUUCCUCGACUGUAACGGCUGAGAAAGCGAUCUCAUUCAUCUCUCGAGGUUGGAGAGAAGUAAAGGAUUCAGCCGAUGCAGAUCUUCAAUUGUUGAAAGACAGAGCAAAUUUGUUCAAGAAUUUAGCCACAUCGUUCGACCGAGAACUGGAGAAUUUCCUCACUUCGGCAUCGAAAUCAACGAUUGGUGUUCCCGCCAUCAUGUCAUCAUCGCCUGAGGAGAUCGAUUUUGUGAAGCGUUUACAGCCGAAGCUAUCGGAAAUUCGCCGCGCCUACUCGUCUCCGGAUUUCAGUCGGAAGGUUAUUGAGAAAUGGAGCCCUAGGGCGAGAAUUCGUCUUGAUUUGUCGGCCAUAAGGAAUAUUAUGUCGGAAGUGGAGGUUGGUGAUGAUAGUUAUGGAAGAAGGGUAGGGUUUACAGAUUUCAGGUGGGACUCUAAAGGAGAAGUUUGCUCUGAUGAAGGUCAAUUUUUAGAUUGGGAGCCAAUUCGUGCUUUCAAGACUCGAUUGCGUGAGUUGGAACAGAAGAAUUCAUCUUCAGUUAUCAUAAACCUCAAGAACAGUGAAUUCGUGGAAAAAGUGAAAUCUAGUUUGAAGUCAAUCUGCAAGGAGCCAUCAGACUCCAAGGAAGUUCCACCAUUUGAUGUACCAGAACUACUGGCUUAUUUAGUUAGACAAUCUGGUCCUUUUCUCGAUCAACUGGGCAUCAAACGAGAGAUACCCGACAGGAUAGUAGAAAGUCUGUGUAGCAAACGAAAGGAUCAACUUGUAUUGCGUUCAGGAGAAGCAGCCUCCAUGAUUGAAGGUGAUAACAUAAACGACGAAUUGGAUCUUAGGAUAGCUAGCGUUCUACAGAGUACAGGACAUCAUUAUGAAGGAGGCUUCUGGACAGAUAGUUCGAAGAGAGAAUCUCCAGACAAUAGUAAGAGACAUGUCUCGAUCGUCACCACGGCUAGUCUUCCUUGGAUGACAGGAACUGCUGUGAAUCCACUGUUUAGAGCAGCUUAUUUGGCAAAAUCUGCUAAACAAAACGUAACACUCCUUGUUCCAUGGUUGUGCCAUUCCGAUCAACAACUAGUUUAUCCUAACAUCACUUUCAGUACGCCAGAAGAACAAGAAGUAUACAUUCGUAAAUGGCUCGAGGAAAGAGUGGGAUUUGAUGCUAAUUUCAAAAUCUCGUUCUAUCCAGGAAAGUUCUCAAAAGAGAGGCGAAGCAUAAUACCUGCUGGAGAUACUACACAGUUUAUACCAUCUAAAGAUGCUGACAUUGCUAUCUUGGAAGAACCUGAACAUCUUAACUGGUAUCAUCAUGGUAAACGUUGGACUGAUAAAUUCAAUCACGUGGUUGGUAUUGUUCAUACAAAUUAUCUUGAGUAUAUAAAACGAGAGAAGAAUGGAAUGAUUCAAGCUUUCCUUGUUAAACACAUAAAUAACUGGGUUGCCAGAGCUUAUUGCAACAAGAUUCUUCGCCUUUCAGCAGCUACUCAAGACUUACCAAACUCUACCAUCUGCAAUGUCCAUGGUGUGAAUCCAAAAUUUCUGAAAAUUGGGGAAAAUGUUGCUGCAGAUAGAAAUCGCGGAGAGAAAUCAUUUAAAAAUGGAGCUUAUUUCUUAGGAAAAAUGGUUUGGGCCAAGGGAUACAGAGAGCUGAUUGAUUUGUUGGCUAAACAUAAGAAUGAACUUGAUGGUUUCAAAAUGGAUGUAUUUGGUAAUGGAGAGGAUGCUCAUGAAGUUCAGAAGAUGGCUAAAGAAUUGGAUCUCAAUCUCAAUUUUAUGAAAGGAAGAGAUCAUGCUGACAAUUUUCUUCAUGGUUAUAAGGUUUUCAUAAACCCGAGUAUAAGUGAUGUGCUUUGCACUGCCACAGCAGAGGCCCUAGCGAUGGGAAAAUUCGUGGUAUGUGCAGACCAUCCAUCAAACGAGUUCUUCAGAUCGUUUCCCAACUGUCUCACGUACAAAAGUCCCGAGGAUUUCGUGAUGAAGGUGAAAGAAGCAAUGGAAAAUGAGCCUCAAUCUCUCACACAUGAACAAAUGUACAAACUCUCAUGGGAAGCUGCCACUCAAAGAUUCCUAGAGUAUUCCGACCUUGAUUCUGUCUUGAGUACCGAAAGGAGGAGUAAUUCAAAUUUAGUCAAAUCGAUGUCAAUGCCUAACCUAUCGAAUAUAGUUGAUGGGGGAUUGGCAUUCGCACAUUACUGUCUAACGGGUAAUGAGUUGCUUAGACUUUGUACUGGGGCAAUUCCUGGGACACGGGAUUACAAUGAGCAACAUUCAAAAGAUCUCCGCCUUUUGCCCCCGCAGGUAGAGAAUCCUAUAUACGGUUGGUAGAUUCAUCGCCAUUUUGCCAACAAAUCUAUAUAAUCACAGUCAAUGUAAAAUAAUAAAACUACCACGAAUUUGUUGUUUCUUUGGCAUUAAUUUUUGAACAAUGGGAGAAUAAUGUUAUUUGAAAAUGUAACCAUCUUAUAACUAUACAGAAUUAACAGUUGAUUCUA
This is a messenger RNA of Impatiens glandulifera, 2628 nucleotides long. Its product is annotated as digalactosyldiacylglycerol synthase 1, chloroplastic. The transcript has 7 exons. Gene Ontology annotation, cellular component: chloroplast outer membrane. NCBI's taxonomy places the organism in Eukaryota, Viridiplantae, Streptophyta, Magnoliopsida, Ericales, Balsaminaceae. Gene Ontology annotation, molecular function: digalactosyldiacylglycerol synthase activity. The coding region runs from base 83 to 2461 and encodes 792 amino acids. Gene Ontology annotation, biological process: galactolipid biosynthetic process. The record is from RefSeq and is a predicted model, not a curated record.